UUCAUUUAUUACUUCUUUAUUGAGUUCACUUAGUUGCUGCGCGUCCGCUUUGGGUCUUGAUUUUGCCUGGCCUUAGGGUACCCAGGCGACAGAGAACUGUAUCUGAUCUUGGAGACGUUCGCAUAGUGGAGGAGACAGAAUUGUAAUCUGAAGGUUACAGCAAGAGUGUUUGCUCCAGGUAGUGAAUGGUAUGAGCAAAGAUACAGAGGUGAGAAACAUGUGGUUCUAGAACUCUGAGCUAGGGUCUUGGUGCAGCUCUUGCCUGAGUGGAACCCAUUCUGGAGGCAGGCUAGAGUCUAGUGCUUCUCACAGGUACUGUGUACAUAACUUAGGGGUCUUGUUGAAAUUCAGAUUCUGAUUCAGUUGGCCUAACAAACUCAUAGAUCUUAUCGAUGCUGCGGUUUCCUGGACCAUAAAAGCCAAGGCACAACAAAUAGAGUUGGUCUCGUCUCCCUCGUGUACUGUCUGAUCUUGGACAAAAGACUAAUCUCACUGAACUUCGUUUUCCUUUUUUGUAAAUAGCAGAUAAAAAUGGUGUCUACCUCAUAAAGUGGUUGCGAAGAUUAAACGAGGAUGCAUAUAAAUUGCUUGAUGUGAUGCCAGGACAGAAUAAAUGUUUAAUAAAUAAUGUUUCAGAGAAGUUAAGCACCUGGCUGAAAGAUGCAAAGCAGCGUGACCGCCAUGGACAAGAUCCUGGAGGCCGUGGUGACGUCGUCAUACCCGACAAGCGUGAAGCAAGGGCUGGUGCGGCGGGUGCUGGAGGCGGCCCGGCAGCCCCUGGAACGAGAGCAGUGCCUGGCGCUGCUAGCGCUGGGCGCGCGCCUCUACGUGGGUGGUGCCGAUGAGUUGCCGCGGCGCGUGGGAUGCCAGUUGCUGCACGUGGCAGGCCGCCACCACCCAGACGUCUUCGUGGAGUUCUUCAGCGCGCGCCGCGUGCUGCGCCUGCUGCAGGGUGGCGUGGGUCCUCCGGGCCCCCGCGCGCUCGCCUGCGUGCAAUUAGGACUGCAGCUGUUGCCCGAGGGUCCUGCGGCCGAGGAGGUGUUCGCACUGCUGCGGCGCGAGGUGCUGCGCACAGUGUGCGAGCGCCCGGGGCCCGCGGCAUGCGCACAGGUGGCCCGGCUGCUAGCGCGGCACCCGCGCUGCGUGCCAGAUGGCCCGCACCGCCUGCUUUUCUGCCAGCGGCUGGUGCGUUGUCUCGGCCGCUUCCGCUGCCCGGCCGAGGGGGGGGAGGGCGCGGUGGAAUUUCUGGAGCAGGCCCAGCAGGUGAGCGGGCUCCUGGCACAGCUGUGGCGCGCACAGCCCGCCGCCAUCCUGCCCUGCCUCAAGGAGUUGUUCGCAGUCAUCUCCUGCACAGAGGAGGAGCCACCGUCUAGCGCACUGGCCAGCGUGGUCCAGCACCUCCCAUUGGAGCUCAUGGAUGGUGUCGUCCGGAACCUCAGCAAUGAUGACAGUGUGACGGACUCCCAAAUGCUGACUGCUAUCAGCAGGAUGAUCGACUGGGUGUCCUGGCCCUUGGGGAAGAACAUUGACAAAUGGAUCAUUGCACUGCUGAAGGGCCUGGCCGCUGUUAAGAAGUUCAGCAUCUUGAUUGAGGUUUCACUCGCCAAAAUUGAGAAGGUUUUUUCCAAGCUUCUGUACCCCAUUGUCCGAGGAUCUGCCUUGUCUGUCCUCAAGUACAUGCUCCUGACCUUCCAGCACUCCCAUGAGGCCUUCCACCUGCUCCUCCCUCACAUUCCCCCCAUGGUGGCCUCUCUGCUCAAGGAGGACUCAAACUCGGGGGCCAGUUGCCUGGAGCAGCUGGCAGAGCUGGUCCACUGCAUGGUGUUCCGGUUCCCAGGCUUCCCAGACCUGUAUGAGCCCAUCAUGGAAGCCAUUAAGGAUCUCCAUGUUCCCAAUGAGGACCGCAUCAAGCAACUGCUGGGGCAGGAUGCCUGGACCUCACAGAAGAGUGAGCUGGCUGGCUUCUACCCCCGGCUCAUGGCCAAGUCAGACACGGGCAAGAUUGGUUUAAUCAAUCUGGGCAACACGUGCUAUGUGAACAGCAUCCUUCAGGCCUUGUUCAUGGCUUCUGACUUCAGGCACUGUGUGCUCCGUUUGACUGAGAACAACUCACAGCCCUUGAUGACCAAACUGCAGUGGCUCUUUGCCUUCCUGGAGCAUAGCCAGCGGCCUGCCAUUUCUCCAGAGAACUUUCUCUCUGCAUCCUGGACACCCUGGUUCAGCCCCGGCACCCAGCAGGACUGCUCGGAGUACCUGAAGUACCUGCUGGAUCGGCUGCAUGAAGAGGAGAAAACGGGGACAAGGAUCUGCCAAAAGCUCAAGCAGUCCAGCUCGCCGUCCCCACCUGAGGAGCCCCCUGGCCCAAGUUCAACCUCUGUGGAGAAGAUGUUCGGAGGCAAGAUUGUGACUCGGAUAUGCUGUCUGCGCUGCCUCAACGUCUCUUCCAGGGAGGAGGCCUUCACGGACCUCUCUCUGGCCUUUCCGCCACCCGAGCGCUAUCGCCGCCGCCGCCUAGGCUCAGUGAUGCUCCCGGUGGAGGGCAUCGGAGCCCGGGACCCCCCAACACCGUCCCAAGCCCACGUCCCAAAUAGGAGGCAGAGAAAACACUGUAUCACAGGGGAUGCCCCCCCCACUGUCCUGGACAUUGAAGGCCUGAGUCCCCAGGGACCUGGGAGGCAAAGCAGUCAGGAGGAGAAGGUGGAGAAAGAUGAAGAAGUGAAGGAGGAGAGAGCAGAGGAGGAGGAAGUGCGAAAGGAGGAGAAAGAGAAGGAAGUGGAGGAAGGAGAGAAGGCCGAGAAGGAGAAGGAGGUUGAGAAGGAGGCCAAGGAGGAGGAAGAGGCCAACAACAAGGAGAAGGAGGAGGAUAGCCUGGGUCCAGGGACCCACAGGGCCACCGCCCCCUCUGGGGAGGGCUCCCGCUCCGUCCUGGACCUGGUCAACUACUUCCUGUCCCCUGAGAGGCUGAUGGCAGAGAACUGCUACUACUGUGAAUCAUGUGCCUCACUGCAGGAGGCGGAGAAGGUGGUGGAGCUGAGCCACGGCCCGCGCUACCUCAUCCUGACCCUGCUGCGCUUCUCCUUCGAUCUGCGUACCAUGCGGCGCCGCAAGAUCCUGGACGACGUCGCCAUCCCCCUGCUGCUCCGCCUGCCGCUAGCCGGAGGCCUAGGUCAGGCCUACGACCUCUGCAGUGUCGUGGUGCACUCCGGAGUGUCCUCAGAAAGCGGUCACUACUACUGCUAUGCUCGCGAGGGCGCCGCCCGCCCCGCCCCUUCCCUGGUUGCUGCCGACAGGCCCGAGCCCGAGCACCAGUGGUACCUGUUCAACGAUACUCGGGUAUCCUUCUCCUCCUUUGAGUCUGUCAGCAAUGUCACCUCCUUCUUCCCCAAGGACACGGCCUAUGUGCUCUUCUACCGGCAGCGGCCCGGGGAGGGACCCGAGGCUGAGCUGGGCUCCCCCAGAGUCCAGACAGAGCCCACCCUCCACAAAGACUUGAUGGAAGCCAUUUCCAAAGACAACAUCCUUUUCCUGCAGGAGCAGGAGAAGGAGGCACGGAGCAGGGCGGCCUACAUCUCUGCACUCCCAGCAUCUCCACAUUGGGGGAAGGGCUUUGACGAAGACAAAGAUGAAGACGAAGGCUCUCCUGGGGGCUGCAACCCUGCAGGUGGCAGUGGCGGAGACUUCCACAGACUGGUCUUCUAAUGUGAGCCCUUCCCUGCUCCUACCUUUGGUGGUGCCACAGCAAACCUCAGGAGGGCCUCGACUCCUUUCUUCUGGGAGCUGGGUAGGGGCCGGUCCAGUCCUGAAGGCAGGCCCUUCCAAGGGCAAGAAAGGCGGGGAGGGGGCUUCUGGGACACUGGUCCUCAGCCUGAAGGGUACCCGGAGAGUCAGAGGUGAGACCCAAGCCUCUUAGACUGGGCCGCAGGCCCUGACACUGGGAUCAGCCCCAAUAGGAUUCUACACCCAAGUGUCCUGGGCAACUUGAAGCAGUUUAGAUGCACACUCAAGUCUUGUCCCCCGACCCCCGAGUACCAACAGGGCUGAACUUCACAGCGCUGGCGUUUUUCCAUCAAGUAGCAUUUCCCUUCCAGCUUCUUUUAGACAAUCCUAUUGCUGUAUAGUAUAAAAAGCAGAGCAGGCUCCAAGUCCUAGCACAAAGAAGAGGGGGCUCAGCUCUGGCUACUUUCUUGUUUCUCUGAGGGGGUUUGGGGGGUAAUGUGGGGGUGCCUGCACUGUUUGUACUGUUUUUGAGAGAAGCAGCCUGGCACAGGAUCAGAGACUGCCUGUCCCCACACCAAGCAACAUGCAUAGAGGUGAGGACAGCCCCUCUCGCAGUGGGAGACCCUUAACCCCAUCUCCCCUAGCCUGCCUCAGUGCCUGGGAUGCCGCUGUUUGCAUCCCCCUUCUGGUUAAGCUGGAAAAAUCCUUAUUUUACUGAAGAUAUGUGUGUUUCUCAUGAAGCUGUUGUCCGUCCUGGGGAAAGCUGGCUGGCUCAGCUCCUCAGUGGGCAUUAGAGCAGUGGCCUGGGAGCUGGCGGAGAUGGUCCAGUGAAGGAGUAGACACUGACCUCAGGCCCUGACACUGCUGUACCCCUUUAAAUGGAGAGAAGAGACCUGGGGUCUCAAACGGGAAUAAAAAUAGAUUUGCUGAAACCGUUAAA
Messenger RNA from Pteropus alecto (black flying fox), 4657 nucleotides. RefSeq names its product ubiquitin specific peptidase 35 (gene USP35). Gene Ontology annotation, cellular component: nucleus; cytosol. The transcript is spliced from 11 exons. Lineage: Eukaryota; Metazoa; Chordata; Mammalia; Chiroptera; Pteropodidae. Bases 661 to 3699 code for a protein of 1012 amino acids. Gene Ontology annotation, molecular function: cysteine-type deubiquitinase activity; cysteine-type endopeptidase activity. Gene Ontology annotation, biological process: protein deubiquitination. The record is from RefSeq and is a predicted model, not a curated record.